This is a messenger RNA of Oncorhynchus keta (chum salmon), 8888 nucleotides long. Its product is annotated as serine/threonine-protein phosphatase 2A 56 kDa regulatory subunit delta isoform-like. Gene Ontology annotation, cellular component: protein phosphatase type 2A complex; cytosol; nucleus. NCBI's taxonomy places the organism in Eukaryota, Metazoa, Chordata, Actinopteri, Salmoniformes, Salmonidae. The record is from RefSeq and is a predicted model, not a curated record. Gene Ontology annotation, molecular function: protein phosphatase activator activity. The transcript is spliced from 17 exons. Bases 352 to 2166 code for a protein of 604 amino acids. Gene Ontology annotation, biological process: signal transduction; protein dephosphorylation.
UCACCAAGUAUAAUGGAUUGUACAGUAGGUGGCGGCAUUAACCUAUAACAUUUGUUUGCGGACCACCAUGAUACUGAAGAAGAAGAAGAGCUUCAUUCAUGAAUUGUUGCUAGGGCGAAAGUGCAUCAUUCAACGCCUCCAGCCUAAACGAGGAGUGCAAUCCGCCCAUCCUAUAACCACCCAAUGAAAUAAUUACAGUGGCCCGUCACUGGGCAGUAUAACGUGUGGCUGGCCAAUUAUCUUUUUCUUGGCCUAGAAGGGUGCAGGGAGCUGAAGCUAACCGAGUGGCAGCGAUCGAGUCCCGGGGAAAUCUGUCACGGAGUCACCGUGAAAAAGAUCAACAGCCACAACAUGCCGAAUAAAACUAAAAAGGAAAAGGAACCAACCAAAUCUGCCAAAAGCAGCACUAAAAACAGUAAUGCCACCAGUGGGAAAGACACAGGAACUGAAAAUGCAGAUGAGGUGGCGCAGCAGCAGACUGCCAGCAAGCGUCCCAGCAAUAGCACCCCUCCACCCACUCAGCUCAACAAGAUCAAGUACUCUAGCGGUCCCCAGAUCGUCAAGAAGGAGCGUCGCCAGAGUUCAUCACGAUUCAACCUCGCCAAGAACCGUGAGCUGCAGAAACUUCCUGCCCUCAAAGAUGCACCUCUUAUCGACCGGGAAGAGCUGUUUGUGCAGAAGCUGCGCCAGUGCUGCGUACUCUUUGACUUUGUCACGGACCCCCUAAGCGACCUGAAGUACAAGGAGGUGAAGCGUGCCGGUCUGAAUGAGAUGGUGGAGUACAUCACGCACAACCGCGAAGUGGUCACCGAGUCCAUCUAUCCCGAGGGUGUCAUCAUGUUUUCAAUCAACCUGUUCAGGACCCUGCCACCAUCCUCCAACCCCACGGGGGCUGAGUUUGACCCAGAAGAGGACGAGCCCACACUGGAGGCUGCUUGGCCACACCUACAGCUGGUGUAUGAAUUCUUCUUACGAUUCCUGGAGUCCCCCGAUUUCCAGCCUAAUGUCGCCAAAAAAUACAUUGACCAAAAGUUUGUACUGUCUCUACUGGAGCUGUUUGACAGUGAAGACCCCAGGGAGCGGGACUUCCUGAAGACCAUCCUCCACAGGAUCUACGGCAAGUUCCUGGGUCUUCGGGCCUACAUCCGCAGACAGAUCAACAACAUAUUCUACAGGUUUAUAUAUGAAACCGAGCAUCACAAUGGAAUCGCCGAGCUCUUAGAGAUCUUAGGAAGCAUAAUCAACGGCUUUGCCCUGCCAUUGAAAGAGGAGCACAAGAUGUUCUUGAUUCGAGUGCUGCUGCCGCUUCACAAAGUGAAGUCACUCAGUGUCUACCACCCACAGCUGGCGUAUUGCGUCGUGCAGUUCUUGGAAAAGGACAGUAGUCUAACUGAACCAGUGAUCAUGGGCUUGCUGAAGUUCUGGCCUAAGACCCACAGCCCCAAAGAGGUGAUGUUCCUCAACGAGCUGGAGGAGAUCCUGGACGUCAUCGAGCCCUCUGAGUUCGUCAAGGUCAUGGAGCCGCUGUUCAGACAGCUGGCCAAGUGUGUUUCCAGUCCACACUUCCAGGUGGCAGAGAGGGCGCUGUACUACUGGAACAACGAGUACAUCAUGAGUCUGAUCAGUGACAACGCUGCCAAGAUCCUCCCCAUCAUGUUCCCUGCUCUCUACAAGAACUCCAAGAGCCACUGGAACAAGACAAUCCAUGGGCUGAUCUACAACGCCCUGAAGCUCUUCAUGGAGAUGAACCAGAAGCUGUUUGAUGACUGCACCCAGCAGUACAAGGCUGAGAAACAGAAAGAGAAGUACAAGCUGAAGGAGCGUGAGGAGGUCUGGCACAAGAUCGAGGAGCUGGCCAAGCAUAACCCUCAGGUUAGCAAACUCCGACCUGGUCUCCACCCACAAGAAGAGUACAUGAUGUACAAUGAGAGUCCGGGAGGGGUGCCCUUGUACUCCAUGGAGACGGAGACGCCCACUGCUGAGGACAUUCAGCUGCUGAAGAAGACUGUCGAGACAGAGGCCACACAGGGGAUGAAGGACAUCAAGAAAGACAAGGUGUUGAUGCGGCGGAAGUCGGAGCUGCCGCAGGACGUGUACACUAUAAAAGCCCUGGAGCAACACAAGCGAGCAGAGGAGUAUCUGACGGCCAACGAGGAGGCCCUCUGACCAGGGAGCAGUGGCACCCUCCAUGCCUAACUCCCCUCCUGUCCGUCUCUCAUCCAAACAGUCGCCUACUGUACACCUGAUAGCCCCCUCUUCGCCUCCGCUUCUCCUCCCCCUCCACCCCUCCAUCUCUGCCGGAGAUCCCCAUCUGCAGAAAACCAAUGCCAUCAGAGUUAGACAAGACCACACACUCUUAUACGCACACAUAAGAACAUACUCACAGACGUACAAAUUGUUCCAACUUCCAAAUACUCACAUAUACUUGACUACAGUGGGCUGAUUGUUAGGUUGCAUGAGGACAACCAUUAUACAACAGGAGUAUUAAGUGUAAGCAUCCGUGAAGCAUGUUUCUUUGUUUUGUUUCUGUUUCCUUUCAGAUUGGUUUUGGUUGUCCUCAUGUUCCUACCUCCUACUGUGAUCUGCUGUGCUGAAAGGGAACGACCAAAGCAUUACCUAUAGAGGGCAGUCGAGUGAGUGGCGGUCCCGCUAGCUUGUCUGGAGUGAGGGGGUGUGGGUUAUCUGAUUGGUUUGGUGGAAAAUAGGGACAUGCUCUAGUCUAGCUGGCUGUCCAGUGGAAGUAGUGAUUCUGCUCUGUUAAAAAAAAAAAAAUUGCAAAAACUUUCUGUCAGUUCAUGUCCAGGCAGCAUAGUACAUUUUGGGGAAGCCAAGUCUGGGACACAAAGCUUACAAGGCAAAGCAAUGACAUGAGAGGACGAGGAAUCAAGAUGGCUGCCUUUAUCUUAAUUUAAUUCAUGUAUGUCAGUCUCUUCCAUGAAACCAGUUUUUCUCACUCUUUAGUUGAAGCUUCAUGAAGUCACCUCUUUGCAUCCUUAAAUCAUGGCCUUACAGCAUCUGUUGAAUUACAUUCUCCCUGUUUAUUAGUCGUAAGCUAAUAGCAUGAUUGUAAGCCUAGAUAAUUGGUGUAUGCAGGGCAGUCAGUCCGGGUCUCAAUUUACUGUUGAGUGUUAGAAUAGUAGAAUACACAAGGAAUUGAGAUAUUUGGUUGUGCAUCAGCAGUUUUUUUUCUUCGUUUUUUUUUUCACCUUUAUUUAACCAGGUAGGCAAGUUGAGAACAAGUUCUCAUUUACAACUGCGACCUGGCCAAGAUAAAGCAAAGCAGUUCGACAGAUACAACGACACAGAGUUACACAUGGAGUAAAACAAACAUACAGUCAAUAAUACAGUAUAAACGAGUCUAUAUACAAUGUGAGCAAAUGAGGUGAGAAGGGACGUAAAGGCAAAAAAGGCCAUGGUGGCAAAGUAAAUACAAUAUAGCAAGUAAAACACUGGAAUGGUAGUUUUGCAAUGGAAUAAUGUGCAAAGUAUAAAUAAAAAUAAUGGGGUGCAAAGGAGCAAAAUUAAUUAAUUAAUUAAAUACAGUUGGGAAAGAGGUAGUUGUUUGGGCUAAAUUAUAGGUGGGCUAUGUACAGGUGCAGUACUGUGAGCUGCUCUGACAGUUGGUGCUUAAAGCUAGUGAGGGAGAUAAGUGUUUCCAGAUUCAGAGAUUUUUGUAGUUCGUUCCAGUCAUUGGCAGCAGAGAACUGGAAGGAGGCGGCCAAAGAAAGAAUUGGUUUUGGGGGUGACUAGAGAGAUAUACCUGCUGGAGCGUGUGCUACAGGUGGGAGAUGCUAUGGUGACCAGCGAGCUGAGAUAAGGGGGGACUUUACCUUCGCAGGGUCUUGUAGAUGACAUGGAGCCAGUGGGUUUGGCGACGAGUAUGAAGCGAGGGCAAGCCAACGAGAGCGUACAGGUCGCAAUGGUGGGAAGUAAAUGGGGCUUUGGUGACAAAACGGAUUGCACUGUGAUAGACUGCAUCCAAUUUGUUAAGUAGGGUAUUGGAGGCUAUUUUGUAAAUGACAUUGUCAAAGUCGAGGAUUGGUAGGAUGGUCAGUUUUACAAGGGUAUGUUUGGCAGCAUGAGUGAAGGAUGCUUUGUUGCGAAAUAGGAAGCCAAUUCUAGAUUUAACUUUGGAUUGGAGAUGUUUGAUAUGGGUCUGGAAGGAGAGUUUACAGUCUAACCAGACACCUAAGUAUUUGUAGUUGUCCACGUAUUCUAAGUCCGAGCCGUCCAUAGUAGUGAUGUUGGACAGGCGAGUAGGUGCAGGUAGCGAUCGGUUGAAGAGCAUGCAUUUAGUUUUACUUGUAUUUAAGAGCAAUUGGAGGCCACGGAAGGAGAGUUGUAUGGCAUUGAAGCUUGCCUGGAGGGUUGUUAACACAGUGUCCAAAGAAGGGCCAGAAGUAUACAGAAUGGUGUCGUCUGCGUAGAGGUGGAUCAGAGACUCACCAGCAGCAAGAGCGACCUCAUUGAUGUAUACAGAGAAGAGAGUCAGUUCAAGAAUUGAACCCUGUGGCACCCCCAUAGAGACUGCCAGAGGUCUGGACAGCAGACCCUCCGAUUUGACACACUGAACUCUAUCAGAGAAGUAGUUGGUGAACCAGGCGAGACAAUCAUUUGAGAAACCAAGGCUGUCGAGUCUGCCGAUGAGGAUGUGGUGAUUGACAGAGUCGAAAGCCUUGGCCAGAUCAAUGAAUACGGCUGCACAGUAAUGUUUCUUAUCGAUGGCGGUUAAGAUAUCGUUUAGGACCUUGAGCGUGGCUGAGGUGCACCCAUGACCAGCUCUGAAACCAGAUUGCAUAGCAGAGAAGGUAUGGUGAGAUUCAAAAUGGUCGGUAAUCUGUUUGUUGACUUGGCUUACGAAGACCUUAGAAAUGCAUGGUAGGAUAGAUAUAGGUCUGUAGCAGUUUGGGUCAAGACUGUCCCCCCCUUUGAAGAGGGGGAUGACCGCAACUGCUUUCCAAUCUUUGGGAAUCUCAGACGACACGAAAGAGAGGUUGAACAGGCUAGUAAAUAGGGGUGGCAACAAUUUCGGCAGAUCAUUUUAGAAAGAAAGGGUCCAGAUUGUCUAGCCCGGCUGAUUUGUAGGGGUCCAGAUUUUGCAGCUCUUUCAGAACAUCAGCUGAACGGAUUUGGGAGAAGGAGAAAUGGGGAAGGCUUGGGCAAGUUGCUGUUGGGGGUGCAGUGCUGUUGACCGGGGUAGGAGUAGCCAGGUGGAAAGCAUGGCCAGUCGUUGAAAAAUGCUUAUUGAAACUCUCAAUUAUGGUGGAUUUAUCAGUGGUGACAGUGUUUCCUAUCUUCAGUGCAGUGGGCAGCUGGGAGGUGUUCUUAUUCUCCAUGGACUUUACAGUGUCCCAGAACUUUUUUGAGUUAGUGUUGCAGGAAGCAAAUUUCUGCUUGAAAAAGCUAGCCUUGGCUUUUCUAACUGCCUGUGUAUAAUGGUUUCUAGCUUCCCUGAACAGCUGCAUAUCACGGGGGCUGUUCGAUGCUAAUGCAGAACGCCAUAGGAUGUGUUUUUGUGUUGGUUAAGGGCAGUCAGGUCUGGGGAGAACCAAGGGCUAUAUCUGUUCCUGCUUCUACAUUUCUUGAAUGGGGCAUGUUUAUUUAAGAUGGUUAGGAAGGCAUUUAAAAAAAAUAUCCAGGCAUCCUCUACUGACGGGAUGAGAUCAAUAUUCUUCCAGGAUACCCCAGCCAGGUCGAUUAGAUAUGCCUGCUCGCUGAAGUGUUUCAGGGAGCGUUUUACAGUGAUGAGUGGAGGGCGUUUGACCGCUGACCCAUUACGGAUGCAGGCAAUGAGGCAGUGAUCGCUGAGAUCUUGGUUGAAGACAGCAGAGGUGUAUUUAGAGGGGAAGUUGGUUAGGAUGAUAUCUAUGAGGGUGCCCGUGUUUAAGGCUUUGGGGAGGUACCUGGUAGGUUCAUUGAUAAUUUGUGUGAGAUUGAGGGCAUCAAGUUUAGAUUGUAGGAUGGCUGGGGUGUUAAGCAUGUUCCAGUUUAGGUCGCCUAGCAGCACGAGCUCUGAAGAUAGAUGGGGGCAAUCAGUUCACAUAUGGUGUCCAGAGCACAGCUGGGGGCAGAGGGUGGUCUAUAGCAGGCGGCAACGGUGAGAGACUUGUUUUUAGAGAGGUGGAUUUUUAAAAGUAGAAGUUCAAAUUGUUUGGGUACAGACCUGGAUAGUAGGACAGAACUCUGCAGGCUAUCUUUGCAGUAGAUCGCCCCCUUUGGCAGUUCUAUCUUGUCUGAAAAUGUUGUAGUUUGGAAUUAAAAUUUCAGAGUUUCCCGCUUGUCAGUCACUGACAGUCACUCAAUUAGCCCAUGUCCGCUAACAUUUUUUAGAUUGGUAAGUUAGUCUACCCAGCUAUCUAAACGUGUAGUUAUCAUGGCCAAAUUACAGACCAGGCAUGAAGAGCACUUGCCCAGGGGCCCUGAUCUCCAGGUAGUCACUUAACUCAGAUAUGUAUUUAACUAUAGAUAUCAUAUUAACAUGGCAUAAGUCAUGGCAACAUGUGUAGAAUUGCAGGAAAUUAGCUGUAAAACUGCACAUUUCUCUCUGCCCCACGGCAAAAAGAGUGAAAUGACUUGUAAAAUAUUUUUGCCCACGAGGUGCCCCCCCACCCCCUACCAAUAUCUCGCCUAGUUCCCCCAAAAGGUGUGAGAAAGCAAUCACAAUCAUCUGCUUGCUCUAAGAAGUGGUUUUUGUUUUGGUCGGUUUUUGAGACUUGUUCACAGAACUGAUGAGGCUUUUCAUAUUUUAAUUCCUAGCCGGCCGGUCCACUAUAAAGCACUUGAAGAUACAGAAUAAGUUUUGAACAAAUGUCUAAACUUGUAAUAGAGCUCCUGUUGAAAAAAUGUUUAUUGUAUUUUUAUAACUAGAGGUGUAGCUCAAAAACAAAAUCAUGUCACUGUGUCAAAAAGAAACCUCAGAAACCAAUUCACUUAAAUCAAAUCAAACUGUAUUUGCCACAUGCGCCGAAUACAACAAGUGUAGACUUUACCGUGAAAUGCUGAAUACAACAAGUGUAGACUUUACCGUGAAAUGCUGAAUACAACAAGUGUAGACUUUACCGUGAAAUGCUGAAUACAACAAGUGUAGACGUUACCGUGAAAUGCUGAAUACAACAAGUGUAGACUUUACCGUGAAAUGCUGAAUACAACAAGUGUAGACUUUACCGUGAAAUGCUGAAUACAACAAGUGUAGACUUUACCGUGAAAUGCUAACUUACAAGCUUUUAACAAACAGUGCAGUUCAAGAAGAAGACCAUAUUUACCAAGUAGGCUAAAAUCUAAAUUAACACAAUAAGAAUAAGAUAAUAGGAUGUCAGGGUAAUAUUGUCCUCAAGUUGUUGCUCUUUAGGAAAGGCAACCAUAAGCUGCUGCAGUGUCCAUCCUUUUCUCAGUUUUCUUAAAGAUAAUCUUCUCACUCUGCUCUGUCCAGACUCUGACUGUCAUGAUUGUUAUACAUCCAUUCCUUCCUUCAUAAUUAUAUUUGUGUUUAUUAAUGUUUCUGGCCCAAUGGGUAACAUCUCCUCUGCCUCUUUAGUUUUUCCUCUGUAGCCAUCUUCUGGCCUUUCUAUCUUAUGCGUUUGUGGAUUUAUGAAAAUGCACCUCUGUUGAGGUAGCCUCAUUGCGGAAAGGAAAACGUUUUUUUUGGUUCAAGUGUAGGGAAUCUCUACAAAAUAUCAUAUUCCCCUUUCUCCUCUAAACCGGCUUGAUUCAAUAGGUCUCUUUCCUAACCUAAGCAAUAUUUUUAGUUGAAACAAACUCAUGCACUUGAAUGGUGUAUGGAAGUGCGCAAAACAAUCCUCCUCAUAGGACUAUCUACAGAUAAAAAAAUAUAGAAUUGCUUUACUAGCCCAUAUGGGAAAAAGGAAAGGCUGUGGUUACUGUUGCAAAUGUGUACUGUAUAUUGUAAUGUAUAUUGCUUAGGGGUGCACCCCUACCACCCCCUUGUCCUGUAGGUUAAUCCCACUCACCCCCCUUACUACUCCUCCCUCCUUUUGUUUCUGGUUUGUUUUCUUCCACUUGCUGCGUGAGGUCAUUUCUUUGUCGUAUGGUCUCGUCUAUUGAGUUGUCUGUCAAUCACACCCAACAGUGGGGAAUUACUGACUCCUAAGGCUGCUGGGCAAAGUGAGUCGUCAUCGCACACAUACUUAAGAGGCUGGCUGCCAAAGAGUUCCCUCCCUCAACAUGACCUUACAGUCAUAACGUUAGAGCAGUCUAAAUCCGAGCUGCUUUUUAUAUCAUCUGAGUUGGAUUCCUAACAUGUUUAUCUUGACACAUAAAAAUACACUUUUUUUCGUAAUCACAGUAGCGAUAACCUCUACAUUCUCCCUCGGUGGAACAAAAAUCUCAUCAGCUCAGAUUGGAUUUGCCAAGUCUUGUCUGCACCGAAGACCUAAAUUGUCUUCUGGUGAGGUUUGAAAAUGUUACCUGUGCAUGAGACAUUUGUAUUUAUAAACAGUAUAUCAAUAAGUCGCAAUAUAGUUUUAAAUAUGAAUUAUUAAUAGAAAUAAUGUAUUACUGUUCUCUCACCUGACUGAGCAAGGCACAUGCAUUCCUAUUGGCCAUGCUUCCAGAAAGUAGCUGUUGAGACAUUCCAGACUACAAGAGAUAGGUAGCAUUGUACCAGGGCACAUGUCACUACUGAUGACAUGAAAUGGCUCAGUUUGUCCAGCAGCCACACACAAACUGAAGAGGACAUUCUUUUAAAACAAAGGGUCUCUCUCCACCCCACCCCCACCAGGUCUGACACUAAUCUUAAGCUGCUUUCCAGGUCAUAUGUACAUAUGUUGUACUUUAAUUAGGUAGAGCAUUACAUAGUAUGAAAGUCAUAUUUUGUACAGAUGUUCAUGUAUGUACAGAACAAAAUAAAGUAAAAAAAUUGUGGACAUCCA